CUGAUUUGGUGGACGACCCCGAAGCUAGGAUGGGGGGGACGUCCGAUGUGCCAAUGCGGUUUCGGAUUGAACCGUCGAGCUCUGUGUGAAGGACCAGAUGUCCCGCAUCUCGGCAUCAUGCUUGGAUCGCUGCCUUCGCAGGGCAUCCAAGUUUGUGAACGAUCCUGGGUCUGUGGUGCAAAGAACCAUUGACCACGUCGCUGAGGCGUUCAUUGCUUCCAUUCAUUCGGACGUUGUAAUGAAGGCCGAACUAGACAGGAGAGAAAUCUUAGCCGCUAGGGAGAAGGAGAAUUCCUCUGCUGCCCUGGAAGCUGCCACCACAAUGAAGGGUGAGCUACUGAAGGCUCGCUCCGAAGUGGAGAUUCUGAAGGCCGAGGUGGAGGCCAAGGUGCUGCUGCUAAAGAAAGAAGAAGAAAAGCACAAGGCCCACCUCCGAGCUGCUCACGCCAUCACCAAGAGGCUGGAGAAGGAAAAGUUCCAGCUCCUUAAGGAGAAGGACGACCUGGCUCAGGUCCUUGAGGAUAAGGACACUUCGAUUUGGCGUCUUACUACCGAGCUCAAGGAGGUGAAGGAACGCCUCACCAACGGAGCUCUCUUGGAGGAAGCGUUCAGGUAGCACCCAGACUUUGAUGGGUUUGCCAAGGACUUCAGUGAUGCGGGCUUCAAGUUCUUGAUGAAGGGCAUCACUGCCGAUAUGCCUCAUCUUCAGAUCGAUCUUAGCGAUCUGAAGAAGAAAUAUGCUGAAAAAUGGGCCUCUGGGCCUAACAGUACUCCAGGCCCCCAGUCCCUGGUGGAGAAGUACGUCAGGGAGCUGGACUCUGAGGAACGAGCUUCUCUUUCUGUUGAGAUGAUCGCGGAGAUCGCCCCUCUGACGAGUGUACUCCUCAUCUUCAUCUCAUCCAGGGUGUUCUUCAUCGACUGGGUCGAGGUGAAGACCUCCUUGUUCAAGCACCUCGUCGCACACCGCUCGGUCUUCAGAUCGAGACCCGGCACCCGCA
Messenger RNA from Momordica charantia (bitter melon), 998 nucleotides. Lineage: Eukaryota; Viridiplantae; Streptophyta; Magnoliopsida; Cucurbitales; Cucurbitaceae. The record is from RefSeq and is a predicted model, not a curated record.